Molecule: messenger RNA, 2052 nt
Organism: Plenodomus lingam JN3
Lineage: Eukaryota; Fungi; Ascomycota; Dothideomycetes; Pleosporales; Leptosphaeriaceae
Molecular function (GO): ATP binding; hydrolase activity; DNA binding
Source: RefSeq, a predicted model, not a curated record
AUGUUUCGCUAUUCGCCUCAUGGGCUGGCGCUGAGACUGUUGACCGGUGCAGGCCGUGUGCCCAGCUGCACAACACCAACAAGACAGGCGUCCAGACUACAUCGAAGAUCCCCCUCCUCCCCGCCGCCUGUCGCAGUUGCCCCCUCACCACCAAUACCACCACCAAAACCAAGACCACCACCAUCCCCACCGCCGUCAUCCAUCACAUUGCGUGAGUACCAGGAAGAAUGCAUCCAAGCCGUACUCUCCUACCUUGAGGCUGGCCAUAAGCGUCUGGGUGUUUCACUGGCCACGGGGUCUGGCAAGACCGUCAUCUUCACUCAUCUCAUCGACCGCGUCCCCGCUGUAGGCAAUGCCUCGCAGACACUCAUUUUGGCCCACCGCCGCGAACUAGUCGAGCAGGCGGCGCGUCACUGCGCCUACGCAUACCCAGACAAACAUGUCGACAUCGAGAUGGGCAAGGUGCAUGCUUCGGGCGCCGCUGACAUAACAGUCGCCUCUAUCCAGAGCAUCACUUCCGGUGAUCGACUGGCAAAAUUCGACCCAUCGAGGUACAAGCUCGUCCUUGUAGACGAGGCACAUCACAUUGUCGGCCAAACCUACUUGGAUGUGCUCGAGCACUUUGGUCUGAGGCAUGUUGCCGACUGGACUGGAGUCACCGUCCCAGCCCUGGUCGGUGUCUCAGCUACUCUUUCACGUUUCGAUGGCAAGAGACUUGGGACUGUCAUCGACCACAUUGUAUAUCAUCGUGACUACGUCGACAUGAUCGAAGAGAAUUGGCUUACCGAUGUCCUUUUCACAACGGUGGAGAUCAAGGCUGAUUUGACCAAAGUGAGCACUGGCGCCAAUGGUGACUUCCAGACGGCCGCCUUGUCCCAGGCUAUCAAUACCAACGAAACCAACGAUCUUGUCAUCAGAACCUGGUCAGCCAAGGCCAAGGGUCGCAACUCGACUCUCGUUUUUUGUGUAGAUCUAAGCCAUGUCACCAACCUCACCAAUAAUUUUCGUGCAUGUGGUGUGGAUGCCCAGUUCGUCACUGGCGAUACGCCUGCCAAGAUUCGAAGUGCUAGAAUCGAAGCGUUCCGAAGAGGAGAGUUUCCUGUACUGCUCAAUUGUGGCGUCUUUACGGAAGGAACAGAUAUUCCAAAUAUCGACUGUGUGUUGCUUGCUCGCCCCACCAAGUCUAGAAAUCUGUUGGUCCAGAUGAUUGGCCGUGGUAUGCGUUUGCACAAGGACAAGGAGAAUUGUCAUGUCAUCGACAUGGUGGCUGCGCUGAGCACAGGGGUCGUGUCAACACCGACACUCUUUGGUCUUGAUCCUGCUGAGAUUGUCGACCUGGCGGACAUGAAGAAAAUGACGGAGCUCAAGGAACGGAGAGAGUCAGAAAAGCAACGUGAGGCGCAAGCUGCAGCAGUAAAGCAGAAAACAAUAGCCACAAAGCUGCCUGGCACAGUGACCUUCACUGACUACGACUCUGUUCACGAUCUGAUAGCCGAUGGGACUGGCGAUCAGUAUAUUCGCAACCUGAGCCAGAAUGCAUGGGUUGGCGUGGGAGACGGCAAAUAUGUUCUGACGGGCAACAACGGCAACUAUCUGAUCAUUGAACCGUCUGACAAGUCCGAGGGAUGUUUCAGGGCCAAGUGUUACUGGAAACUGCCCGCGGACAAGAAGGUCAAAAGUCCUUAUGGUACACCCCGCACCAUCGCUGAAGGAGAGUCAUUUGAGCACGUGGUGCAUGCUGCUGACACGUACGCUGCCGACGCUUUCGAGCACAUGUGGAUCUACAAGAACCAAGCCUGGAGAAGAGGGCCUGCAUCACAAGCUCAAGUGGAUUUCCUUAACAAAUUUCGACCAAAAGAAGAUGCUUUGAAGCCUAGCGACCUCAGCAAAGGCAAAGCGGGAGACAUGAUCACGCGUAUCAAGCAUGGUGUCAAGGGUCGAUUUGACAAGGCGAGCACGAAGCAGAGGGUAGCUAAGCGCACAAAAGAGCGUGCAGAGUCUUUGCACCAGAAACUGCAAGGCCAAGUGCAAGUUGGCCCAUUAAACCCCUGA